AAAAGAGAAAACAGCCCAGCAAAGUCCAAGAACAACUCUAACAAAAAUGAAGAAAAAGAGUCCAUGGAGCAGAAGGAAAGGAGGUAGACUAUGGAAUUCCUUUCAUCAAUUCUAAACGGCUCUUCAAAUUGCGGCGAAGAGGACUCCUACUCUGGAACGGCAGCGAAAUCUCAGGAGUUAGAGAGCUCAAAACGACUCUAAUCCUUCGAUAUAAAAAGGCAGCAUCAAGGGGUUUUAGGGGGCGAAUUCUGGCCGCGAGGAGCGAAGAGCCAAGUACCGAAGGAGGUGGAAGGCUUAGACCUGCGUCUGGAAGAAAGCGGAGCUCCGAAUUUCAGCCUCACCAGCAGUUUUAGGAGGACGCACAUUUCAUCAACCUGGCAGCAGUUCUGGCUUUCAUAGCAAUUUAAUCCUCAAAUUUUUCUUCUAAAAAGAACUCUGGUUUGAUUAAUUCUUUUUGUUCUGAAAUUUAAGUGUACUUUGUUUGAUCAUACGUGCCAUAGUUCAGUAAAGUGGUUACUCACAGUAAUUGUUUGCUGAUCAUUAAGGCGAUGAAGAUGAACUCUCUAUAUAUUGUUGUUUUACUCUCAACCAGUUUUGAUAUGAGUAGCUAAAUUCUUUAAGUCCGGAAUAUGAUGAAGUUGCUAUGAUUUAGUAUGUAAUUGUGAUUUUAGUUAUGUCAAUUGAUUGAGUUUUAUCCAUUGUUCAUAUUCUCUUAAUUGACUAUGUUAAUUUCUGGACAACUUUAAUAUGAUUAAUUAAGUUGUUUGAGUGGAUUAAUAGAGUACAUGCCAUGCCUAUUAGUUCGAGCUCUUUUGGAUAACAGAAUAGAUAAUAAUUUAGCUUUCUUGUUAGGUUAUCUAUUUGGUUCUUAAAUUGGGUUUCCGUAGUUCUUUUGUGAUAAAUGGAUUUUAGCUAUUCAAUUAAUAAUUUUUUAUUGAUUAAUAGUUAAAGUACAUGAUUUAUUCUGGACGUCAUACAGAAUAGUCAUAUUUAUGUCUAGAACGAACCGUCAAUUUUAAUUGACUAGCUAAAUCGCAAAUACUAAAGAUUAGUGAUUGAUUCAUAAUCCCGGACUACUUUUUCUCUUGCUAAGUUCUCAAUCAAAUUCCCGUUAGUUGUUCAAUCAGUUUAUUUUUAAUCCUUUAAAUUCCUUGCAUCCGUUUUAAUUCAAGUUUAAUUAUUUCCAGCAAAUCAAAAUUUUCUCAUGACUCUCCUUUUGUUAAUUAAUUAAUUUCAUUUUAUUUAACUGUUUUCCAAUUACUUUGUUGCAUUUUCCCCGUAAAUUCGACCCUUACUUGAGCACUAUACUACCGUGACUCGUGCACUUGCGAGGACUAUAUUAAAUUGUCUAUCAAUUCUCGCAAUGGUGUCUUCAUAUGAUUUGUAGCCCUUGAAGUUGGCUUUCAUAUGCAACUUGAAUCGUGUCCUUUGGAUGCUUCUACAACGAGAUAUGCUUGAACGAUUGACAGAAGGUCAUCCUGAUCAUCGUUUCCCAGCUUCAUUAUCUUCUUUUGAUCCCACAGCCAAUCCCGGAGCUCUUUGUCAUCAAACCUUCAUCGUGAACCUCCCGCUGACCUUCAGAGCUCUCAAUCCACUCUCGAAUGCAUCUCGAAUCAUCCCAAUUGCUCCUCAAGCGUCGGUGCCGAACUCUAAAUUCCUGAUUUUGACUCCAAAUGACACAAAACUCGAACCAACGCCGGUAAACAUAACUUGAGCUAAAAUUGAAACUUGUAACACCUUAAAGCUAGGAAAACCAUCACAAGUCGAUCCCAACACGCAUCAAAUGCGUGUCAAGAUACGGACUUAUCAGCGCGACUGAAGUCAAAUGUAUGGAAGAGGUGGCUACAAGACUUUCAAUAAAGAAGAGAGAAAUUCAAAUUUCUAUCCAUCAAAAGGUCAAAGAAGAAGAGGUUUUUCUAGGCAAGCUAAUUUUAACAAGAACGGAUCCCAGGCCUAGGUUUCGGUUAUCCAUUUGCGUCUGGAUUGGCGAUCACAUUCGUUCAUAUCUACAAAAGAUGACAAUGUUACAGAGCUCGCGCUGUAUACUCUCGCCAACGUCUCAGUCUUUAUUCGCCGCCGAUUCGCCGUACACUUCAUUUGUGCCGUCCCAGAGAACAAUUAUCUCUAGACGCAGCCCUAGGUUCUCUAAGCUCAAUGUUCUCUCCAAGCAGCACCAACAGUCGUCGAUUGAUAGUGCCAGUCAUAACAAGGACGGAUCACCCUCGGCGGAGCAGUUUUUGCAGAACAACUCGAUUGCGGACUUCAUGAGGUUCAAGCACCACUCCAAUGUUGGUGAACGGCUGGCCGAGCUACAAACUGCCGUUGUUAGUUACAGGAAGAGGUUCCCUUGGUCAAUCCUUCAGCCCUUUCUGAGGGUUGAUUUGGUGUCGACAAUACAUAUUGCUGAUAAAGAGUACUUUGCAACCCUACAGAGGGAACUUGAAACAUAUGAUUGUGUUCUUUAUGAAAUGGUUGCAAGUAGGGAAAGUUUAGAGAGUAAAGGAAAUCUUGUUGUAAAAAAGAAUCUUAAAAGUCUAAAAAAAGGGGGCUUCAAUUUUCUUGGUUUCAUUCAGAGACAGAUAGCUAGAGUGCUUACAGUUGAUUUUCAAUUAGAUUGUCUUGACUACCACUCUAAGAACUGGUACCAUGCGGAUCUUGACUUUGAAAGCUUUAAGUUACUUCAGCAACAGAAAGGUGAGAGCUUCUUCACAUUUGCUAGGGAUAUGACAAUUAAAUCUACACAAGCUGUUGUGCAAUCUGCAUCAAUACCAGAUGAUCUUGGACUAUGGAAAUCCAAACUUCUGUGGGCUUCACGUGUGCUACCAAUGCCUCUUAUUGGGUUUGUCAUCAUUUCAGGAGUCUGUUUAGAUAUGGCGAGCCAGGCAUCACAGUAUCCAGAGCUAGAAGCACUGUCUAGGCUUGAUUUUGGUGCUGCAAUGAAACUUUUUCUGGCAAAGCAACUUACAUCUGAGUUCACACAGGCGACAGCUGAUGUGGAGGCGGAAUCCGUCGUAAUAGGUGAGAGAAACAAGGCAGCAACAGAAGCACUUAGAAGGGCGAUCAACAAUGGCCACAGCAAGAUAGCCAUCCUUUACGGGGGUGGACACAUGCCAGAUUUGGGGCGUCGACUACGUGCUGAGUUUGACCUUUCUCCCUCUCAGGUACAGUGGAUAACUGCUUGGUCUAUUGGGGCGAGCAACACAACAAGCAGCAGCUCUUUCCCGUUUCUGAAAACAGUGGCUCAAGUGUUGCGAUGGCCGAUAAAUAGAUAUCAAACACUCGCACUGCUAAUAUUUUCAUCAGUCCUUGCGCUGGAUCUGUUGCUAUGGGAGCUGUUAUUUGGCACCACAGCUAAUUGGAUUACUCGUUUUGCUUUUGACUCUUUCCAAUAAGUUCACAAUUCGUGAUGAUAUUGGUUUGUGUAUAGUACAUAAGUUGUAGAAAUGUGCAUAUGUUUUGAGUUGGAAAAUGAUAGGAUAUUAGGAGCAGGACAAGGAAAGGGUCCAGGAAAAUGCGCCCUUCAGUUCUUGUUUGUUAUUAAAGAAGGCAAUGAUAUAUUUCCACACCCUUGCCAUGCUUUUAUAGUUAUUCAUUUUAGUUA
Messenger RNA from Cuscuta epithymum, 3601 nucleotides. NCBI's taxonomy places the organism in Eukaryota, Viridiplantae, Streptophyta, Magnoliopsida, Solanales, Convolvulaceae. The record is from the annotation of a GenBank genome assembly.